Molecule: messenger RNA, 659 nt
Organism: Oryza sativa Japonica Group (Japanese rice)
Lineage: Eukaryota; Viridiplantae; Streptophyta; Magnoliopsida; Poales; Poaceae
Source: RefSeq, a predicted model, not a curated record
AUGGUUUGUGAAUUUCUCUUCUUUCCAAUUCUCUACAAGCGCCACUGGUUUGUUUUCAUUGUUCAUCUGAAAGAUGAAAUGUUUGUCUUUCUUGACUCAUUACAUGAAGAAGGUUCUGAAUAUCAAGAUGAAGUUAAGAAUAGAUUGACAUCCAAUUUUGCACUUGCUUGGAAUUCCAUCAUGGAAGAAUAUCAAAUCAAUUUUGAUGCUUUCAAAAUUGUAUAUCCACCAGUACCUCGCCAAAAUAAUCUUUUUGAUUGCGGAGUUUUUACUCUAAAAUACAUGGAACUAUGGGGUCCAAGAGUUCAGCUGACAAACCAUUUCUCUCAAAAAGACAUUCAAAACAUUAGGAUUCAAUAUGUCAACCGUCUUUUCUUCUAUCCAGACAAUUCUGUUCUCGGUACAGGAACAAAGAAACUAGUGAUUGACUUUGCUCAGGGAAAUUGAUUCUGGAAUAAAUUUUGUUUGUUCAAAUAUGACAGUUGGCAACUUUUGCAGGGCUACAACUGUACAUAAACUCAUGUGGUAGAUAAAAUGCAAAGUAGUUCAUAAAAUGUAGUUGAUAUAAGAAACAAACAUUUAAGUACAAACCAGAGUACAUGUUCUAGAAUAUUACAGAAACUUAUGGAAUAUGUCUAUUUCCAUUGUAUUCAAGUAAA